CGUCCGUUGACCACGGCGGCGGCCCGGGCCUCGGCAGGCUCGACGCCGUGCUUGACCCCUCCAAGCCCGUCGUGCUCCACAUCGGCGACCCGGUCCGCUUCAACCCGGCCACCUACGCGGCCUUCUCCCAGCUCUUCCACGUGGUCCGCCCGCCCACGGAGGAGCGGCACCGCGAGGCCUUCAAGACAGCCCUGCGCGAGCGGCGGUGGGGCGACUUCUUUGCCAUCUUCCGGCCCUUCUGGUCGACGGGGGGCGAGAUGGGCGCCUGGGACCGGGAGCUCAUCGCCCUGCUGCCGCCCAGCGUGCGCGUGUUUGCCAGCGCGGGCGCCGGGUUCGACUGGGUGGACACGCAGGCGCUGGGCCAGCGCGGGGUCGUCUACUGCAACGGCAGCCUGGCGGCGGCCGAGUCGGUGGCCGAGUUUGCGGUGGCCAUGAUCAUCUCGACGUUCCGGAUGCUGCCGUACUGCACGUCCUCGGCCGUGACGGACAGCACCGGUGCGGCGUUCCAGGAGUGCCACGUCGCCGCGCCGGGCCAGUCGCACACGCUGCGCGGCCACACGCUGGGACUCAUUGGGCUGGGCAACAUUGGCCAGGCCAUUGCGUACAAGUGCUCCCUCGCGUUCGGCAUGCGCAUCCUUUACCACGACAUUGACAAGAAGCCUGCGGAGCUCGAGGCCAAGCUGUCGGCUCAGUACUGCCCGACCAUGCAGGACCUCGUAUCCCGGAGCGACUGUGUCGUCCUGGCCAUCCCCUCUGCACCCUCUGCACCAUCCACCACCACUAGUAAGCCCGCACCACCGCCCGUCAUCGACGCCGCCAUCCUCUCCCACUUUCCCCGCGGCAGCAGAUUCGUCAACGUCGCCCGCGGCUCCCUCGUCGACGAGGACGCCCUCGCCGACGCCCUCGACUCGGGCAUCCUCAGCAACGUCGCGCUCGACGUGCACGCCUCGGAGCCGCACGUGUCGCCCCGCCUGCGGGACAAGUACGCGGGGAACCGGGCCAUGCUCACGUGUCACAACGCCGGUGGCACCGUGGAGGCGCACGCCGGGUUCGAGGAGCUCGCGAUGCGGAACAUCAUGGAUGUCGGGCAGGGUAGCGGGAGGGGGUUGACCGGAGUGAAUCUGCAGUAUCUGAAGACUACGUGAUUGUUGUCACUCACAAGUGCUGGACUCGGGGAGACUGAGCACGGGUUGCAAACGGGAUAUGGUGGACUCACGUUGUUGAUGGCAGUCCUGGGGUGUCCUGGGGUGUCCUGGGAAAUCAUGUUAUGUAGCUUGAGGAUUGGACUGGGAGUGUUGAUGCCCCCGCGCCGCGUGUGGCUGCAGUCCCUGUGUCCAAACCUGCUUUUUUUUCCGUUGAAACAGACGGCUACACUGCUGUGAUUUUGCCCUUGUUUCUACGUACGUGCCUGACAUGAGGAUCAUGACUGAACGACACAACGCGGUACUUUGAAUGAAGUCGAGCAGGGAUUUUAUCGCAUGGCAACAGACCAACUUCACCCCGCUCAGGUACUCUAUCUUUAUUCACGUCCGACGACAAAGGCAGGGAGGUGGCACCCAAGCAGUCUUCAAGCCUAGACUCCCUACACGAGAGUAA
Molecule: messenger RNA, 1596 nt
Organism: Microdochium trichocladiopsis
Lineage: Eukaryota; Fungi; Ascomycota; Sordariomycetes; Xylariales; Microdochiaceae
Exons: 1
Coding region: 258-1145 (295 amino acids)
Cellular component (GO): cytosol
Molecular function (GO): glyoxylate reductase (NADPH) activity; hydroxypyruvate reductase [NAD(P)H] activity; NAD binding
Source: RefSeq, a predicted model, not a curated record